Messenger RNA from Vitrella brassicaformis, 617 nucleotides. NCBI's taxonomy places the organism in Eukaryota, Vitrellaceae. The record is from the annotation of a GenBank genome assembly.
AUGCGCCUCGCGACCGCUGAGAAGAGCUGCUGGUUCAUCGCUGACUUUCAUGGCGUGUUCAACGUCGUGUUGCGGUUGAGCGGUGGUGAGCUCCGCGGUCAGCAUCUUCAAAACAGGAACAAUUCCGAGCCGAUCCUGGGGGCUCCCUGGGGGCUCAGUCCCCACGGCGGAGCAACUUCAAAGUUCAACUUGAACUCUCUGCUCACACGCAGGAUGAUGCACCGGCUUCAGAGACCGUUACAUUCAAAUCCGAUUCGGACUGAGGUCCCAAGGAACUGGUCCUCUGAUGUGUACAGAACGGAUGACGACAGCCCUCCGCGGCAAACAGCUGCGACCACUGCUGAGGGCUGGAUGAACGGGGGUAAGACGCAUGGGCACGCCAAAACUGCACGAGGAUCUUGACUGGCUCAUGCCUGUCUGCAUUGUUGUCUCUGUCCGCGUCUUUUCCCUCUGCAGCUGCUGCGCCAAAUUGGAGCGGCGGUGUGGAUGUUGAUCUGGCGGUGCAGAUGCUCGCGAAGCAGAAGGCCCCCGGCACGGCGAGGCUGUUCACAAAGGCAUGCAGGAUGAGCAGAGAUCCAUUCAUCGGGGGUCUGUUGAUGGAGAUCGUGUGUUUGUGA